Molecule: messenger RNA, 1368 nt
Organism: Limanda limanda (common dab)
Lineage: Eukaryota; Metazoa; Chordata; Actinopteri; Pleuronectiformes; Pleuronectidae
Gene: rtn4rl1a
Product: reticulon-4 receptor-like 1
Exons: 3
Coding region: 1-1368 (455 amino acids)
Cellular component (GO): plasma membrane
Molecular function (GO): protein binding
Source: RefSeq, a predicted model, not a curated record
AUGAAGAUAACAGUCAAGGGUUACGGUGGGUUGGAGUUACUGUUGGUGCUGUGUGGCCUAGAUCUGUCGCUGCCUUGCCCUCACCACUGCAUCUGCUACACCUCACCUAGCACCGUCUCCUGCCAGGCACACAACUUCCAUGCCGUGCCCGAGGGCAUCCCGGCCCAGAGCGAGCGCGUCUUCCUGCAGAACAACAAGAUCCAGCGGCUGCUCCGCGGCCACUUCUCACCCACCACCACCAUGUUGUGGCUUUACUCCAACAACAUCUCCUACAUACAACCCUCCACCUUCCACGGCUUCGACCGCCUGGAGGAGCUGGACCUUGGGGACAACAGGCACCUGAAGGCCAUCGCCUCCGACACCUUCCAGGGCCUGGGGCGGCUCCACGCCCUGCACCUGUACCACUGUGGUCUGAUCAGCCUGCCACAAGGGAUCUUUUCGGGCCUGAAUAAUCUCCAGUAUCUCUACCUACAGGACAACCAGUUAGAGUUUCUGGAGGAUGACCUGUUCAUCGACCUGCUGAACCUCAGUCAUCUCUUCUUGCAUGGCAAUAAACUGUGGAGCCUUCGCCAGAACACCUUCCGUGGUCUGGGGGUCUUAGACCGUCUCCUUCUCCACCAGAACCGAAUCCAGUGGGUUGACCGCCAGGCUUUCCAUGACCUGCGCCGCCUCACCACCCUGUACCUGUUCAAUAACUCCUUGACUGAGCUUUCUGGCUCCAGCAUGACUCUGCUGCCAGCACUAGAGUACCUACGGCUUAAUGACAACCCCUGGGAGUGUGACUGCAAGGCCCUGUCGCUGUGGGAUUGGCUGCGGAGGUUCAGAGGUUCGACCUCCACUCUGAUGUGUGUUUCACCACCGGAGCUGGCAGAGAAGGACCUGAAAACACUGAAGAAGGAGGAGCUGCCCAGUUGCAUGUCAAGCGAGGGUCAUGGUGCCCCAGAUCGGGAGAUGGAUCAUGGAGAGUCUUUGAACCACUUGAAUCGUCACAGAAACCAUCAUAACCACCAUCAGCGGCCGUACUUGCCCAGCGGGGACCAAUACAGCUUGCCUUCACCUUCACCCCUGCCACGGCCGCCAAAGGGAGGCCGCAGGAACUGUACCCGCCGGGGUCGCAAGGCGAAAGGGGGUCUCAACGAGGUACAGGUACUACUGGAGGGGGAUGAGAAAGACUAUACUCCAGACGGGGGGAAAUUUGACCUGUCUGGAACUGGACGGAGGAAGAACAAGUGCACCCUCAGGACUUCUGUCGGCCCACCGAGUGGGGUCCAGAGAGCUAAUAAUAGAGCAGGGUCACACCUUUCAGAUUUUGUUAUCUGUUUCUCAUCAGCCCUGCUGCUGUCGCUCAGCUCUGUAAUCCUGCGCUGA